Linum trigynum is the source of this 3936-nucleotide messenger RNA. The record is from the annotation of a GenBank genome assembly. NCBI's taxonomy places the organism in Eukaryota, Viridiplantae, Streptophyta, Magnoliopsida, Malpighiales, Linaceae.
AUGAUGUUGCUUCUCUCGUCUUACAUCCUUCAUCGUUUAAGAUUCUAUGAAGUUGCUUCAAGAUACGAGUCUGCUGUUCUAUCUGUGUUGGCCGGUCUGCCUGCUGACGGAAGAGUAGCAAAUCUAAGAGAAAGCAUGCUUGGGAGUGUUCUAUUUCAACUGAAAAAACUCUUGAAAUUGCUCAACUCAAUUGGUCCACUUGAAGAUCCUUCUCCGGUGGCUCAAGCAAGUCGAUCAUUGAUUCUUGGUGGAACAGAAGGGCUAUUGUCUUAUGAAUCAACCAGGGGGUUGAUUGGUUCCUCUGAUUGCUCUUUUUUCAACCGUGAUCUUGACCCCCAUUUGCUGGGACUUCUCAAGGAGAGAGGCUUUCUUCCAUUAUCAGCUGCACUUUUGGCAUCGCCUAUUUUGCGCUCAGAAGUCGGAGAUACCAUGGGCACAUUUGUUGAGAUUGCAUCAACUAUUGGGGCCAUACUUCUUGCUCUUCUUAUGCGUCGCUCAGGUUUACUUUUCCUUUCAAGCCACCCGGAACUUUCCUCUACCAUAAUUGAUGCUUUGAGGAAUGCAACUGACAUGAGAAUGGAAGAAUGCCUUCCACUCAGAUAUGCAUCUAUUUUAACGGCGAAGGGUUUUGUUUGUGGUCCUCGGGAAGUGGCAAUGAUUAUUGAGAUGCAUUUGAGAGUGGUGAAUGCUAUCGACAGAUUGCUUUUACUAGCUCAACAUACGGAAGAAUUCUUGUGGGUGUUGUGGGAGCUCUGUGGUCUCUCCAGAUCUGAUUGUGGUCGCCAAGCUUUGUUGGCAUUGGGGUGUUUUCCUGAGGUUAUAUCAACUUUGAUUGAAGCCUUAUAUGCGGUAAAGGAAACCGAGCCAGAUGCCAGAAGUGGUGGAGCUUCCCCUGUAGACGUGGCGAUUUUUCACUCAGCCGCGGAGAUAUUUGAAGUCAUUGUUACUGACACAACUGCAUCCUCCUUGAAUUCUUGGAUUGGACAUGUGAUGGACCUCUAUAGAGCCUUACAUUCUUCUUCCCCUGGCUCUAAUAGGAAAGAUGCUCCAACACGGCUGUUGGAUUGGAUAGAUGCUGGAGUUGUUUACCACAAAAACGAGGCUGUUGGUCUUCUUAAGUAUUCUGCUGUGUUAGCAUAUGGAGGGGAUACACAUCUAACGUCUGCCAGCACCCUAGUUUCAGAUUUAACAGAUGUUGAGAAUGUGGUGGGAGAUGCUUCAGGUAGUUCUGAUGUACAUGUCAUGGAAAAUCUGGCAAAAAUUGUCUCCAAGAAGACAUUUGAUGGUGUUACACUUCGUGACUCUGCAAUAGCGCAGCUGACAACAGCCAUUCGAAUUUUGGCCUUCAUUUCAGAAAAUUCAACUGUUGCGGCAAGUUUGUACGAUGAAGGUGCUCUGACAGUUAUCUAUGCUAUUGUUGUGAACUGCAGCUUUAUGAUGGAGAAGUCAUCAAAUAUCUACGAUUAUCUUGUCGAUGAGGGGGCAGAAAGCAAUUCGACAUCUGAUUUGUUAUUGGAGCGUAAUCGCGAGCAAAGCUUAGUCGAUCUUUUGGUUCCUUCUCUGGUAUUGCUGAUUGCACUUCUUCAGAAGUUGCAGGAAGCAAAAGAACAGCAUAGGAACACAAAGUUGAUGAAUGCGCUUCUCCGCCUUCACCGAGAAGUCAGCCCGAAGCUUGCUGCAUGCACAGCAGAUUUAUCAUCUUCUUAUCCUGAUUCAGCACUUGGUUUUGGAGCUGUCUGCCAUCUGACUGUGUCAGCCCUUAGCUUCUGGCCGGUGGCUGGAUGGACACCUGGUCUUUUCCACUCCCUCCUUACAAAUGUUCAAUCAACUUCACUGCUGGGUUUGGGCCCAAAGGAAACAUGUAGCUUGCUUUGUCUAUUGAAUGAUCUGUUCCCUGAAGAAGGUGUUUGGCUUUGGAAGAACGGAAUGCCCUUGUUAAGUGCUGUAAGAACGCUGGCUGUGGGAACACUGUUAGGUCCACAUAAGGAAAGACAUAUCAACUGGUAUCUUGAGCCUUCCUACCGGGAGAAAUUGCUCAACCAGUUGACCCCACAACUUGAUAAAAUUGCCCUGAUUAUCAGACACUAUGCCAUCUCCAGAUUGGUUGUCAUCCAAGACAUGCUCCGGGUCUUCAUAAUUCACAUUACUUGCCAAAAACCGAUCAAUGCUUCUGUUCUUAUCCAGCCUUUGUUAUCAUCUGUUCGUGACCAUCUCUCUGACUGUUCUUCUCUGUCACAGAAAGAUGUUUACAAGGUUUAUAGGUAUCUUGCAUUUCUUGCUAGUGUACUGGAGCAUCCACGUGCUAAGGUGCUGUUAUUGGAGGAAGGCAUUGCUGACCAUUUAAUUGAGACUCUAGAGAGGUGUUUUAAUGCCAUUGAUUCAGAUGGAAUUCAUCUCUCAGAGAGCAAAAGUCUUGCAAAAUCUGGUGUCACUCUGAGCCUGUGCUGCCUUCCUGCGUUCAAGUCCAUCGCUUUGCUUUGUGGUUCUCAAACGUCAUUACCGUACUCUGGACAUUGUGACUUCCAUGCUGUAAGCUUUAGUUCUCAGGACUGCGCAUCGAUUCUACCCCAUCUCUUGAAUUUCUGCCAGGCCUUGCCAGUUGGAAGAGAAUUGCUUUCCUGUCUAAUCAGUCUUAAGGAAAUGGGUAGUUGCAGUGAAGGUCGGAGUGCUUUGUUGACCUCUUCGAGCAGUGUUGUCAAUGGAACACUUAUGGAGGUAGAAUCACACAAAGGUGAUGAAAGGAAUGGAAAUCGUGGUGGUGAUGUUUACGAAUGGAGCAAUAACCCUCCUUUGUUGCAUUGCUGGAUGAAAUUGCUCAAGUUUGUUGAUCACUUGGAUGGACUAUCAACUUGGGCAGUGGAGGCUAUCAAUGCAUUGUCAGCUGGGUCUUUGAGUUUCUGCGUCAAUGAAAAGAGUUUGAACUGGAAUGCAGUGGCUGCCAUAAAAUACCUUUACGGGAUCCCAAAUGACAUGAAUGAGACAGACAGCCCUUCGGAAGCCUUAUCCUCCAUAGAGGAAAUGACUACAGUGCUGAAUUCAAAGAUCACAAACAACUACCAUGUCGCUGUGCAAGCCACUCUGUAUCAGGCUCUAGAAUCUGCCAACGCAUUGAUGUUACUGUUUCAAAAACCCAGAGACAACUUCUUAUGGGAGUGUCCAGAGAUAAUGCCUGACAGAUUAUCACAAAACCUUCCUGCAAAACGGAAGUUAUCAUCUGUGGACAGUUCUGGCAAGCGAGUGAAGGGUGAAAGUUCAGUGGCCGAAAUAACAGGACAGAAUUCAUUUGGUCGGGGAAUGGGCCCAACUACUGCCUCUACUGGUCCCAUCCGUAGAGACUCCUUUAGACAGAGAAAACCAAACACUAGCAGGCCUCCAUCCAUGCAUGUCGAUGACUAUGUUGCUAGAGAGAGAAGCGUCGAUGGGGUGGGGAAUAAUUCAAAUGUUAUUGCUGUCCAACGAUUAGGGUCUGGUGGCGGAAGACCUCCUUCAAUUCACGUGGAUGAGUUCAUGGCUAGAGAAAGAGAAAGACAGAAUCCAAUGGCUGCUGGUGUAGUUGGAGAGCCAUCAUCAUCACAAGUUAAACUGGCUGCUGCUGUGGUUAACAAUGAUGUUGAUAAAGAGAAAGCCAACAAGUCUAAGCAGCUAAAAACUGAUAUUGAUGAUGAUCUCCAUGGUAUAGAUAUAGUGUUUGAUGCUGAGGAGUCCGAGACUGAUGACAAGUUGCUAUUUCCUCAGCCAGAUGACAAUCUUCAGCAACCUGCACCUGUUGUCAUGCUUGAACAAAGCUCUCCUCAAUCAAUUGUUGAGGAGACACAGAGAGAUACUCCACUGGCAUCAUCCAAUGCUGAUGAAAAAUUCUCUUCACGGAUGUCGGCUGCCACUAGACCUGAAAUGCCACUAAAUCUGAUGAUUCGAAGAGCAUAUUUCGGGGUAUAA